AUGGGUCGUGCUCGAACUCGUUCCGGUUACGUCCCCACCGCUCUCGGAUUCUUCCGGUCUCUGUUUUCUCGCAAUCUUCGCACUAACAACAACAUGAAGAUAAAGACAGGAAAGUUUUUAGGAGUUUCGAUAUCACUGAUUCUGAUAAACUUAGCUGCAAUCAUGGAGCGAGCAGACGAGAAUCUAUUGCCUUCUGUUUACAAAGAAGUGAGUGAAGCAUUUAACGCAGGUCCAUCAGAUUUAGGCUACUUAACAUUCGUUAGGAACUUUGUUCAAGGACUCGCUUCGCCGUUAGCAGGAGUUCUCGUCAUUACCUAUGAUCGUCCCAUUGUUCUUGCAAUAGGUACUCUCUGUUGGGCUUUGUCAACUGCUGCUGUUGGAGCUAGCAACUACUUCAUUCAGGUUGCUUUAUGGAGGGCAGUGAAUGGGUUUGGAUUGGCGAUUGUUAUACCGGCGCUUCAGUCGUUUAUAGCAGAUAGCUACAAGGAUGGUACUAGAGGAGCUGGUUUCGGUUUGUUGAAUCUCAUUGGUACUAUUGGUGGUAUUGGAGGAGGUGUUGUUGCAACUGUUAUGGCUGGUUCUGAGUUUUGGGGCGUACCUGGAUGGCGUUGUGCUUUCAUCAUGAUGGCAACUCUUAGUGCUGUGAUCGGAUUGCUAGUUUUCCUCUUCGUGGUUGACCCGAGGAAGCACAUUGACAGAGAGGAACUAAUGGUUCAUAAGAUAUCCGUUUGGAAUGAUUCAUGGGCAGCUACAAAGUCAGUGGUGAAAGUACGGACGUUCCAGAUCAUUGUCUUGCAAGGAAUCGUUGGUUCAUUGCCUUGGACUGCGAUGGUUUUCUUCACAAUGUGGUUUGAACUUAUUGGUUUUGAUCAUAACCAGACAGCAGCUUUGCUUGGGGUGUUUGCCACUGGAUGCGCUAUAGGAACCUUAAUGGGAGGCAUAAUCGCUGAUAAAAUGUCAAGGAUCUUUCCAAACUCCGGUAGAGUGAUGUGUGCGCAGUUCAGUGCAUUCAUGGGGAUACCAUUCUCAAUUAUUCUUCUGAAAGCAAUCCCACAGAGCAGAGAGAGCUACUUGAUCUUCUCCAUCACGCUCUUCCUGAUGGGUCUUACCAUAAGUUGGUGUGGUUCAGCGGUUAAUGCACCAAUGUUUGCUGAAGUCGUCCCUCCUAAGCACCGGACAAUGAUCUACGCUUUUGACAGAGCCUUUGAAGGGUCUUUCUCGUCCUUUGCUGCGCCUUUGGUUGGGAUCUUGUCUGAAAAGAUGUUUGGGUAUGACUCCAAAGGUAUUGAUCCUUUGAAAGGUUCAUCUGUGCGUGAAGCUGAGGCUCUCUCCAAGGGUCUUUUGUCGAUGAUGGCUGUUCCCUUUGGCCUCUGUUGUCUCUGUUACACGCCUUUGCAUUUCGUUUUCAAGAAAGAUCGAGAGAAUGCGAAAAAUGCUAGUUUUAAAGACAUUGAAAUGAUCUGA
Molecule: messenger RNA, 1464 nt
Organism: Eruca vesicaria subsp. sativa (arugula)
Lineage: Eukaryota; Viridiplantae; Streptophyta; Magnoliopsida; Brassicales; Brassicaceae
Source: the annotation of a GenBank genome assembly